AUGUUAAUGGUAGUGCGUUCCUUUUGCUUACCGAACAGAGGCUUCUUAUUUAUUUCUUUUGGGCCAGCUAUAAACAUUGCAGAGUUCGUCUCUCAGUUGAACAGCCAAAUUUGUUUGAUUAGUAGUGACCUUCACGCCAAAAAAAAGAGAUGGGAAGUAAAUGGUGCCAUUCAACCAAAUCAAAUUCAUGAUGUAUACUUCGUGGAUCCAACAGAGGAGAGUCGUCCACUUCUUGAGAAGAUCCAUCAAGGUCAAUUUGUGGCUCUACAUGGGCCUAGAGUAUCUGGAAAGUUCACACGAGUACUACACAUGAACCACUUGCAAAACAAAACUUUAUUCGCAUCUA
Funneliformis mosseae is the source of this 346-nucleotide messenger RNA. Lineage: Eukaryota; Fungi; Glomeromycota; Glomeromycetes; Glomerales; Glomeraceae. The record is from the annotation of a GenBank genome assembly.